AGAAAGUACAACAAAUUGUCCAACCAAUCCAAAAGAGAAUGAUAAAAGAGAGAAGAAAGAAAACCCAUAUACAUCAAAUAAGGCCAACGAAAAUAGAACAAGUGACAACUUGAUCCCACCCAGGCGCUCAUUAGACAAAGAAAACAAAAACAAAGAGAAUAUGAAGCCUAAUUUUAGAAAUAAUAAGGAAGGAGCAAAUAAGAGGCGACAAACCCAAGAGGACUCGGUUCACAGCAUGCUGCUACAGAUUUUGAGUAGACUCGACAAAUUAGAAGACCAAAGCAGUCUAUUUCAAACAACAUUCGCAAGAAGAAAUAAAGAGAGUGAAAAAGAAGGUGAGAGUGAAUCCCCAGGAGAAGAAGUUGGGCA
Messenger RNA from Dentiscutata erythropus, 369 nucleotides. Lineage: Eukaryota; Fungi; Glomeromycota; Glomeromycetes; Diversisporales; Gigasporaceae. The record is from the annotation of a GenBank genome assembly.